AUGGAGAGCCUCCCACUCGACACAUCUCAUCCGGCAGUGAAGGAGUACCUUGCGCUUGUCAGGCUACAAGUACUGACGCCAUUGUCCUUGCUCGUCAAUAUCGCCACUCUCAUGGUGUGCACGUUCGUGCUAGACCCAAACCUCGGACAAAUCGCCAAGCUAUAUCCCAGUUCAAUCACACCACAACCACACAUGAUCGCGAUAUACGUUGUAGCAUUAUAUAUCCUGCAAGUCGGUUACUGUUUACUCCUGGUCCUUCCUCGCACGCCCGAAACGAAGCGCGCCCUCAUCAAAGGGUGUGGCUUCCCUUUGGUGCUUUCGAAUUGGGUCUUUGCUUUUUGGGCUAUAUCUUGGAUCCUGCAAGCGUUCCUCCUAUCAACUGUAUUUCUAGGAGUGAUGCUCGUCCUCCUGAUUUAUGCCAACAUCGUGCUACUAAUCUAUCAUGUCCCAACAACGAAACGACCACUCGAGCUCGCCUUUAUACAUGCACCCUUGCGGGCGUUCAUGCUAUUGCCGCUGAUGGUCAUGUUCCCUUAUAGUCUCUUUGUGGCCCUAGGCAAGACAUGGUCACCUGGCGAACCACAACAUUAUGAUCGCGGGCAGUGGUCGGGGCUUAUAGUCGUACUUACAGUGAAUGUCAUAGGCUUUCUCGUAAUCGUCAUCCGCCGCGAUGUCGUGUGGUGUGUCGCGGCGACUUGGAUAUGUGCGAGCUUGUGGAGCCUGAAGCCGAAGCCUUAUCCUGUCAUGAUCACAGUGAUCCUCUUCACAGUGCUCCACCCUGCGGGGCUCGUCGUGUCCUCGAUCUGGGCAUGGCUUCGGGGAAGUAACGAACAACGUACGGGAGCUAUAGCACUUCCUCCUGACGAGGAAUCGCGUCCAAAUGGAAGGUCGGCAGCUGCUCCGGGCGAGAGACCAGCUCGUGAAGUGGAUGCAGAAGCUAUCUGGGGGUAGAGAGCCGUCUGUUACUGUGACUGUUGCCCGGACGAGGAUCACCUUUGAAACACUUUAAUGUAAUAAC
Messenger RNA from Dichomitus squalens LYAD-421 SS1, 1018 nucleotides. RefSeq lists its product as uncharacterized. The record is from RefSeq and is a predicted model, not a curated record. Lineage: Eukaryota; Fungi; Basidiomycota; Agaricomycetes; Polyporales; Polyporaceae. The transcript is spliced from 8 exons. Bases 1 to 951 code for a protein of 316 amino acids.